AUGAUUAUUAUCUCAACAUUCACAAGCAUUUGUGGAGUGGUAAGUAAAUAUGCAGGAAUGGUAAUGACUGAUAUGUUUGAAAACAUACCAAAAUUGAAACAUAUUAAUAUUCCAGUUGAAGUAAUUUUUGUACAAGAAGAUGAGUUGAUAGGAGUUGAUGAGUCAGUAGAAAUCUACAACUCAAUUCCAGAGGAGAUGAGGUAUGGAUAUGAUAUAAUCAAUGGAUGUAAACAUAAUGACAUUCUUGAAAAUGAUGAAUUAAUUAAAGUAAUCAAAAGAUUUCUAGAAAAACUUUGA
Messenger RNA from Entamoeba histolytica HM-1:IMSS, 297 nucleotides. RefSeq lists its product as uncharacterized. NCBI's taxonomy places the organism in Eukaryota, Evosea, Mastigamoebida, Endamoebidae. The record is from RefSeq and is a predicted model, not a curated record. Bases 1 to 297 code for a protein of 98 amino acids. The transcript has a single exon.